CCAUUCUUGGGUUAUUGGAUGAGGACAACACCGCUGCUUGUUCGCAUGCGUGCGCCCUCUACAAUGAUUGAGCUCUUCUGGAGCUUAAUCGUCUUCCUUGAUCUGUAACAUCCUCUAUUUGUGUUCGGCGCAUGGUGUUUCUUCCCGCUUUAGCUUGCCUUCCCAGACCUCCUUUCCAUAUGUUUUUUCGAGCCUCUAUAGAACUAUAGUUGCCAUUUACAUGCUCAAUUCAUGGAUAGAUAUUCAUUGGCACUCUUUGCAUUCCUUUUACCCUAAUGGCACCUACUCCACCGCCAAAGCAGAAAGGAAAGUUGACCCUUGCUCAGCUUGCGGCUUACGAUGACAUUGUCACCGACGCGUUGGUCGAUCGCGCGUUUUUCUGGACCAAGAUUCGUAAGAACCGACCCAAAUACUUUGCCGUUCGGGGGGUUGUGGAGGACGAUGUCACCUCGAUAUUGCUGCACGACGUUAUCGUCGCCAAAGACGUGAUAAAGGCGGAAAAGUCAUUGCUGAAUCUCUCGGGCCUCAGAAAAUAUGUUGAGACGCUCAAAUCUGACAAGGAGAAGGAAUGGUUCCGUCGCCACCUUCGAAAAUAUAUUGCAAUUUACCUCCCCGACUGCCCUUUCGAAGUCACGACUACGAACCGCUACACCAUCACUACCCAUGAGGCUGCGCUGUCAGCCAGGAAAUUUAUACGCACUGGUGACACUAUUAAGCAUCUUUCGGGGACCCUCGUCGCAAUUACCCCUGAGGAGGAAAAGACCCUCGACCUGACAAGGCGAGAUUUCAGUAUUGUCAUGUCAAGUAGGAAAAAGACACCAUCGCUUUUCCUUGGACCAGCGAGAUUCUCGAAUCAUGACUGCAAUCCCAACGCUCGGCUGGUUACAAAGGGCUCAGAAGGCAUGGAAAUCGUGGCCAUUAGGGACAUAUCCAUCGGCGAAGAGAUUACUGUAUCAUACGGGGAAAAUUACUUCGGGGUAGAUAAUUGCGAAUGCCUCUGCCAUACUUGCGAACUUUCCCUGAGCAAUGGAUGGUCCCCAGGUGGCCCGCCGGAACACGAUAGUCGUGCCUCCACACCAGAAACAACUGAACACCAGGAGAAAAGUUCCUCAGGCUCCGAGAAGAGAAAAAGCCCUCCCGAAUCUCCUUCACACCCGUCAGAAGAUAUGCCUUCAAAAAGGCCUAAGUUCGAAAACAUAUUAAAUCUACGACUAGAAAUUUCCCCUCCAAGCAGCCCUGACCCUAUUGCUGAGCCUUUGAUCACGGUUAACGGCGGCUUACGUGCGUUGAGAAGUCACUUCGCUUCGUUGGCCGGUAAAUCUGACCUACGACACUUUCAGAAACCCCAUUCGAAUUUCAUCUCAGCCUCGUCUUCGAGCGACCAAACUUCCUGCAGUUUAUGUCCGGAUGACGAGGCACCUACUUCCACGAGGUCAACAUCAGCCACAUCGAUCAGCGAUUCAAAUGUGCAGGUAAAAACUGAACCUACAGUGGAGCAGCAACCCAGGGCCUCAUCUGAAACCGCCCCCAAGACCAUUUCGGGAGAUCAUGGUUUACACGUUCAAGACAUUAUCCGAGAUAAUGAUGAAUCGGACUUAUCAGACCUCUCUGCAUCGUGGGAAAUCAAUGACCGUGAAAUGACAGCUGUCAAGCGAGAGCCUGUUAAGAAGAAGAAGAGGAAACGAAAAAGUAGCAUUAUCCCCACUAUUGAACAUGAAGCCCCAAAAGCGCGAACGCCGGGCGAUUAUACGAAAACUCCAAAGCUCCUUGCACAGCGGUAUGACCGCUGGGUGGAUUGCCAGACGUGUAAUGCUUGGUUUGUCCAAGGAGACGCCUAUCUCACUCGGAAAGAAUGUCCACGAUGCGAACGACAUUCCAAGCUAUAUGGCUAUCGUUGGCCUAAAACCGACAGGGAAGGUCGGAAUGAUACUGAGGAGCGUGUGAUGGAUCAUCGCACUAUCCACCGGUUCUUGAGGACGGAAGAUGAAGCGCGUGUUCAGCGCCGAGGCCGUGGUGUCAGCCAUGCAACCAGUCCGACGCCGGACGUUUCUGAGAACAAGACAGAAACGGAUGCAAGCGAGUUCGGCGACGAAAGACGACUUACAAGGUCACUGAGGCGUGCGAGGAGUUCUUUACGUCUAGCAAUAUGAUUGCAGUAAAAUCCGCUGCUAGACUUCUACAUAACCUGGUUCUUGACCAUUGAAUUACCCAAUAUUUUGCAUCUUUUUGUGCAUUUAGAUUUUUGCAACUGCAAAAAUCCUUUGGGGGAACAUGGUGAAUCGGCCUAUUUUGUAUGAAUAUAUGGGACCUUUAUUCGGAAUUGAAUGCUUUGUGCGACUUUGGGCUUAGGUCAUAUUCGUCGAUGGCAAUAUAGAAUCAGCCUUUGUUUCCAAGG
This is a messenger RNA of Coccidioides immitis RS, 2395 nucleotides long. RefSeq names its product histone-lysine N-methyltransferase SET9. The transcript is spliced from 2 exons. Gene Ontology annotation, molecular function: histone H4K20 methyltransferase activity; protein binding. The record is from RefSeq and is a predicted model, not a curated record. NCBI's taxonomy places the organism in Eukaryota, Fungi, Ascomycota, Eurotiomycetes, Onygenales, Onygenaceae. Bases 276 to 2150 code for a protein of 624 amino acids. Gene Ontology annotation, cellular component: nucleus.